This is a messenger RNA of Malurus melanocephalus (red-backed fairy wren), 2366 nucleotides long. It is a transcript of the gene TRAF3IP3, whose product is annotated as TRAF3 interacting protein 3. Lineage: Eukaryota; Metazoa; Chordata; Aves; Passeriformes; Maluridae. The transcript is spliced from 11 exons. The coding region runs from base 9 to 1835 and encodes 608 amino acids. The record is from RefSeq and is a predicted model, not a curated record.
UGUUACACAUGUACAGGGGACUCCAGAACCACUGCCCGACUCCUCACCACCAUGAAAUCCUACAAGUGCUCUGUUUUCACCCCGAGCUGUGUUUGUUCCACAGGCACAAUCCCCCCAUGCCCAGGCGGGCACGGCCACGGCGGCGCCCGGGGGAGAGCUACGAGGAGAGGAGCGAGCGGCGACACGAGGCCAGGGAGAGCCUGCUCCGCAGGGACAAUGCCACCACCUGCCGCCACCUGGCCCGGCCAGCCCCGGGACCGGCACAGAGCCCCCGGCAAACCGAGUUCCUGAGGAGGAGGAACCUGCUGAGCGAUGCCACGGGGACACYGCUGGGACAGGAGCCCGAGGAACGAGUCCCUCCGGACCCCUCGUCACGGCUGGAGGUGGGACCGAGCAUCCUGCUCCAGGUACACCCUGCUCUUGCAGCUCGGCUCAAAGCUCAGAUCAAAGCUCAGAUCAAAGCUCAGCCUGCUUCACAAAACCCCUGCCCUGCAGCUCAGCUCAAACCUCAUCCUACUCCAGCCACAUUCCCCACAGCACAGCCCCCGCUCCAGCUCAGCCUCCCCCCGGCACCAGGGCUCUCCGUGAACACCCAAGGAACGCAGACCCUGCCGAGCCCCAGCCCAGGGGUGAAGGAUUGCAGCCAGCAGACAGACUGGGGAAUAGCAGUUUUAAAUAAGGAAAUUGUGCAGCUCUCCAACUACCUGAAGGUAGGUACCAAACAGUGCUCAGCACCCUCUGGGACAGCUGUUUUUUUUAUCAAGAAUAAUACUUUUAAAAUUGAUAUUCACCAGGGCAGGCUGGCACCAUCCCAGCCAUCAGAUGGCAUCAGCCCCACACAGUUUUUGUGUCCUGGUGCUGGGAGAUCCAGCAUUUCUGCUGUCACCAGGGCAGGCUGGCACCAUCCCAGCCCUGGGUGCCCUUCUCCUCCCCAGAGAAGCCUGGCAGAGGCCAGAGAAGACCUCGCCCUGCGGAAAGAACACGACACAGCCCUGAGAGCCGAACUGAGCCAGGUGACCACGGCCCACGCCGAGCUCACAAACAGCUUCCAGGCUUUGCAAAGCCAGCUCCAGCGGGCGGAGGAGCAGAAGGAGAGGCUGAGCCGGGAGCUGCGGCUGCUGCGGGAYGAGCACUCGGAGCUGCUGCACGGAGCCAGCGCCCUGCGCAGCGACAAUGACCGCCAGGCUGGCCACAUCCGCCACCUCCAAGAUAAACUGCAAAAAGAGCAAGAGCAGAAGGUGACGUUGGAGGCAACMAUCAGCCAUUUGCAGAACUUGAUCCACAACCAGAACAACCAAUGGAAGAGGCAGGAGGUGUCGGUGCAAAGGAAAGACCAGGUUUCCACCACACAGACCCCAYCUCUCACUCCUGCCAAGGAAAAACAAAAUGCUGUGCUAGAGCACCCCGAGGAGGAGGAGGGAAAAGAAAGGCUGAAGGAUGAGAUGCAGAAAAGGACAUCCCAGCUGAGAGCAAAGGAGAACGAGGAUCACCAGGAUGCUCCAGAGGCAGAGCAGGGCCAUGUCCCUGCACAGGGACAGCGCUGUGGCCACUGUGGGAGCCCGGCCAGCCCGGCCACCCCGGCUGUGUGCCAGCAGCAGGGGACACCUCCUGCUCAGAGCCCCUCGCUGUGCUYGCAGUGCUCGGAGCUGCGCUGGGAGCUGGAGGCGCUGAGCGAGGAGUACCAGUCGUGCCUGAGCCGGCUGCGCCAGUGCCGGGACGAGCUCAACCGCUCCCACGGCAGCCGGGCACAGAGACAGCGCUGUCACUGGAUCCCUUUCCUGGUGGCAGUGACAGCAGCGGCCAUCGCUGUCUUCCUCGGGAGUUACARGCUGUGAAGGAGCUCUUUGAUGGCUGAUUUCACUGCAGGAACUUCACUGCAGGCUGACUUCACUGUAUAAACGGACCUCUGCUUCACCAAAAGCAACGUGACCUCACCGUACGUUCUGCUGUUUUGUACAUGCACGUUUGGUUCAUACCCCGAGCUGGUCUCUCUCCAGCCAAUUCCCAAUAAACGGGGAGAUCCCCCUUUCCCGAGCUGUGAUUAUUCUGUUCCUGCUGAAGGCUGCACUGCCCAGUUCCUGAGGCACUGAUGGACAGAGCCCCUCUGGUCACCGCUGCCAUGGCUCCACAGGGCAAGGGGGACAGGGCAUCCCGUGCCCUUGGGAUCCAGCCUGCUUGGGUUUUAUGCCCCCCAAAUUCUCUUCCUGUAUUUAUUGCCUCCCUAAAUGGGAGGUGCUCAAUCCUGGGCCAUCUCUACUCUCACCUGACAAACAAACCCAGCUCARGGGGGCUUUUAGCAGUCCCCUCAUGUGUCCUUUUCCCACCUCCCACCUACCGGGCCCUGUUCUAUCCCAUUCUUCCCGCCU